Molecule: messenger RNA, 596 nt
Organism: Lynx canadensis (Canada lynx)
Lineage: Eukaryota; Metazoa; Chordata; Mammalia; Carnivora; Felidae
Gene: MRPL51
Product: mitochondrial ribosomal protein L51
Exons: 4
Coding region: 102-488 (128 amino acids)
Biological process (GO): translation
Cellular component (GO): mitochondrial large ribosomal subunit
Molecular function (GO): structural constituent of ribosome
Source: RefSeq, a predicted model, not a curated record
GCUGUGAGGCACAGAAAAAGAGGUUUUGGGUUCCGGAGUUUGCACCUUCAUCUCCCUCACAGUUGAGGGACGCCCCCAGGAAAGGGGAAGAGACGAGAGCAAUGGCAGGGAGCCUCUCUUUGGGGGCAGGCAGGGUCCUAUGGGGCCGGGUGCCCCUAUCCUGCAGAAGCUUCUCUCUGGGUAUUCCCGGAAUGUUCCACGUAAGGCUCACCCUCCCGCCUCCCAAAGUGGUUGAUCGUUGGAACGAGAAGAGGGCUAUGUUCGGGGUGUAUGACAACAUCGGGAUCCUGGGAGACUUUGAAAUGCACCCCAAAGAACUGAUCAGGGGCCCCAGAUGGCUUAGAGGCUGGAAGGGGAAUGAAUUGCAACGUUGUAUCCGAAAGAAGAAAAUGGUUGGAAAUCGAAUGUUCCUUGAUGACCUGCACAACCUUAACAAACGCAUCAGCUACCUCUACAAACACUUUAACAGACAUGGAAAGUACCGGUAGAAGAGAAAGCUGGGAACUGUGGAAGAGACACAUCUGUCACGGGGGGGGGAACAGUACUUUUCCCUUUGGGAUUUGUAUGCUCUCUAAUAAAAUGGGGCUUCUUUGGAA